UGCCAGCUGUCAGUGCUCAUCAAUGCCACCCGCCAGUGCCCAUAAGUGCCACAUCAAUGGCACAUAUCAGUGCCUACCAGUGCACAUCAAUGCCACAUAUAAGUGCCCAUCUGAGCUGCCUUUCAAUGUCACCUAUCAGUGUCAGUCAGUGCCACCAAUCAGUGUCAGUCAGUGCCGUCUAUCAGUGCAUGUAAGUGCUGCCUAUCAGUGCUGCCUAACAGUGCCAGUCAGUGCCACCUAACAGUGCCAGUCAUCAGUGCUGCCUAUCAGUGCCACCUAUCAGUGCCACCUAUCAGUGCCGCCUAUCAG
Staurois parvus is the source of this 309-nucleotide messenger RNA. Lineage: Eukaryota; Metazoa; Chordata; Amphibia; Anura; Ranidae. The record is from the annotation of a GenBank genome assembly.